Lathyrus oleraceus (garden pea) is the source of this 571-nucleotide messenger RNA. Its product is annotated as sm-like protein LSM7. The coding region runs from base 129 to 428 and encodes 99 amino acids. Lineage: Eukaryota; Viridiplantae; Streptophyta; Magnoliopsida; Fabales; Fabaceae. Gene Ontology annotation, molecular function: RNA binding. Gene Ontology annotation, biological process: mRNA splicing, via spliceosome; nuclear-transcribed mRNA catabolic process. Gene Ontology annotation, cellular component: Lsm1-7-Pat1 complex; catalytic step 2 spliceosome; U12-type spliceosomal complex. The transcript has 5 exons. The record is from RefSeq and is a predicted model, not a curated record.
AUUUGAUUAAAUGACAUAAUAACCGUGAAUAUAAUUAUUGAAACCCUCAGGUCCCCAAAACCGCCCCUCCCUCUCUCUCCCUCUCCAAGCAGCUGAGGAGUUCGAGUGAGACUCGUAAGAAAUCAGACAUGUCUGGAAGGAAGGAAACUGUUCUGGACUUGGCGAAAUUCGUUGAUAAAGGAGUCCAAGUCAAGCUUACUGGUGGUAGACAAGUGACAGGUACUCUAAAAGGAUACGACCAGUUACUUAACCUUGUCCUGGAUGAAGCUGUUGAGUUUCUGAGAGAUCCUGAUGAUCCUCUGAAAACUACAGAUCAGACAAGAAGUCUUGGCUUAAUUGUUUGCAGGGGAACUGCUGUGAUGCUUGUGUCCCCAACUGAUGGUACAGAUGAGAUUGCAAACCCCUUUAUUGAGGCAGAUGGGGCCUAGGUGUAAAUCUGUCUUUAAAAUACAGAAUCUGUAUGUUUGCUAACCAAGUCUUUCAUCAUUGUAGUUCCAAACCAUAUAUGUUUGGUUUUUAAGUCCUAUGUUUUAACACACUUCCUUUUGUUGAAAACAAAUAGCAUUUUAUA